CUCUCUCUCUGAUAAGGACUCUCUCUCCGGUGCCGCCCGUCAGUCCGAUCCCCCCCGACAUGUUGAAGCUGCUGCUGCUGUGGACCUGGACCAGCUCGGCGCUGGUGAGGAUCCCUCUGAAGCGGACGCCGUCGGUCCGGUCCCAGCUGCGGGCCGACGGCGUGCUGCAGGCCUUCCUGAUGGAUCACCGGCCCGACAUGUUCAACCGGCGCUACGCCCAGUGCUACCCCCCCGGCACGCCGUCGCUGAGGCUCGGGCGCUCCAGCGAGAAGAUUUACAACUUCAUGGACUCUCAGUAUUACGGUGAGAUCUCUCUGGGUUCACCGGAGCAGAACUUCUCUGUGGUUUUCGACACCGGAUCCUCUGACCUCUGGGUGCCGUCGGCCUACUGCGUCAGCCAAGCCUGUGCGGCACACAGGCGGUUCAAGGCCUUUGACUCCACGUCGUUCAGCCAUGACGGUCGGACGUUUGGGAUCCACUACGGGUCGGGACACCUGCUGGGCGUCAUGGCCAGAGACACCCUGAAGAUCGGGAGUCUGACCGUCCUGAACCAGGAGUUCGGGGAGUCGGUCUACGAGCCCGGUUCCGCAUUUGUCAGAUCGAAGUUCGAUGGCGUUCUGGGCUUGGGGUACCCGUCCCUGGCACAGAUCCUUGGAAACCCUGUUUUCGACAACAUGAUUGUGCAGAAGGUGGUGGAGGAGCCGAUCUUCUCCUUCUUCCUCAGCAGGAGAACCAACGUAGGCAGCCCAGAAGGGGAGCUGUUGCUAGGCGGAAAAGACGAGGAGAUGUACCAAGGACCAAUCAACUGGCUUCCUGUGACGGCUGAGGGCUACUGGCAGAUUAAGAUGGAAAGUGUGGCGGUGCAGGGUGCCAUCGCCCUGUGUCCUCGUGGUUGCCAGGCGAUCGUCGACACUGGGACGUCCCUCAUCACCGGACCCACCGCUGACAUCAUGAAACUCCACGAGCUGAUGGGAGCCACGCCCACACACAUAGGAGAGUUCCUCGUCGACUGCACCAGGAUGUCCAGUCUGCCUCAUGUGACCUUCGUCCUCGGAGGCCGAGAGUUCACUCUGACCGCCGAGCAGUACGUCAGGAAGGAGACGCUCGGCGACCGGGAGUUCUGCUUCAGUGGCUUCCAGGCGGCGGACAUCAGGUCCUCCGAAGGCCCCAUGUGGGUCCUGGGAGACGUCUUCCUCACAGAGUUCUACAGCAUCUUCGACAGGGGACAGAACCGGGUCGGCUUCGCCCUCGCCAAGCACCCGAGCCUCUCACCGGUUAUCGGCUAGCAGCUGACCACUCAUCAAUAAUAAAACUAUACGAUUCUUGCAAAGGCA
Molecule: messenger RNA, 1334 nt
Organism: Pseudoliparis swirei
Lineage: Eukaryota; Metazoa; Chordata; Actinopteri; Perciformes; Liparidae
Gene: nots
Product: nothepsin
Exons: 9
Coding region: 60-1286 (408 amino acids)
Biological process (GO): proteolysis
Molecular function (GO): aspartic-type endopeptidase activity
Source: RefSeq, a predicted model, not a curated record